AUGAGUUCGAUAAACGACAACGCGACAUGCUCUACGGUGGUCGACGAUUACAAGAUCGCCUCUGACGCCAGCGUCGUUUCAGAAACAAAGCCACAUCUCCGGAUAGUGCCUCUCGCGCCACAUGAUCUGGAGCAAUCAAAGUACGACCGGCCGCGUACAAUCUACUAUCCAUUCGACUCCAAUGAAAGCACUGUCCAACAUAUCUCCCCUCUAAAAACACGGUUUGAAGCUCCUCCCGUCUCUUCUGAGUGGAUUCGUCAUGUGGCGCCUGAGGGCAAGACGUAUUUUCAAGCCACAAACCGGCCACUUCUUACAAUGGACAAUCUUGAGGACGGUUCUGUGGCGAUGGACAUAGAGGAUGGGGCAUCUGGGCUGCUGGCUUGUCUUCGUGAAGUUGACGCUCCCUCGGAUACGGAGGUCGUUCUUAGCAAGACGUUUCAAGGCGAGGAGCACGUCAUUGGCUAUUACUUGGCAUCCAUCUCGACACAGUCGGUAUUUUGGCUGGAACAGGUUCCUUCUAGCCUCGUGUCGAUCAACAUCCGUCCUGUCAUAUCCGAGGUGCAUCUGGGACUCGCUGUGGCUGCGCAACUCUGGACCCACGUCGAGCUGUUUCCCAAUCAUCGCGGUCUACCCGAAGCUGCUAUACGUGAAAUCAAAGACUCGUAUAUUCAUGGACAAUGCGACAUGGAGACGUCCAUUACGUCGACAUUCCCUUACACUGUGGACAGGCUUGUCCCGCUUUGGAGAUGCAUUGGCAGUCUCAAAGCGGAGGACGCGAACGGCUACCGUAAUACUAUUGCCGCUCGCCUCCUCAGUACCCUCUACCAGGCCCGUUUCCAGAACUUCUACGGGGAGCCAGGUGUACGUCUUAGCACCUCUGAAAGUGCUCUCAAAGAGAAAAGCAGUGGCCUUGGGGUCUACGUCUUUGCUCCCAUGUCCCUCCUGCUCCUUGGCUUACCACGUCUCUACAUGAGUGAGCUCAAGGCCAUCUACAAGGACAGUACUGUCCAUUACGCGGGCUGGCGACGCUUCAUGGCUCAAUGUCAGAAGGAUCGGCAAGAUCUCCUUGUGCCUACUCCGAUUAUGCUCUGCGCCAACGUCGGGCUGUUAGUAUUCACGCCUAACGAGUAUGUGGCCGCGCGGACGUUGAACUAUGUGUCUUCCAUAUUGCUGUGCUCCGUAUACGCCACUUGCCAAGUCCUGGACCUCUACGAAAGAGGAUUCAGUUCUGCAACAGCGCAGUCAGCGGCCAGUCCUUCACUAGUCAGCCAUCUGUCAAAAUGGCAGUCUGCUACUGGCGGGUUUGAGUGUUUUGCCGUCGGCUUGAGCUUGCCUAGAGGUCUUUUCUCGUGGGGUCUUCUGACCUUCGUGACAUCCCUGGUUACGAACCUCUUCCUCUCUUCGGGCCUCGCCAUGAAGUUGCCUGUCAGCACCGUGCUCGGCACCAUGUUUCUCGUGGUUGUUUCGCUCCUUUGGAUCGAGCUCGACUGCCAACUCCCUAGGGUCAGGUACAUUGCCGCACCGUGGCGCUCACUCAUUGAUGCUGUUCACGCCCGCCGCCGUAAGAGCGGGCACAACGUUCGGUCUGGUGUUUGA
This is a messenger RNA of Phanerochaete carnosa HHB-10118-sp, 1596 nucleotides long. RefSeq lists its product as uncharacterized. The record is from RefSeq and is a predicted model, not a curated record. Bases 1 to 1596 code for a protein of 531 amino acids. Lineage: Eukaryota; Fungi; Basidiomycota; Agaricomycetes; Polyporales; Phanerochaetaceae. The transcript has 13 exons.